AUGACCUCAUCGAUCGUGACGGAUGCGUGUGGAGCGAACUCGAUGAUCGGGGCGUUCGUGUUCGGGCUGAUCAUCCCGAGUGGGGAGGUGGCCAUGAAGCUGAUGGAGAAGCUGGAGGACUACGUGAAAGGGGUGUUGAUCCCUGCGUUUUUCAUGGUCAACGGGGUUCGAACCAGUGUGCCCAUCCUCCUCGACCCGGAUUUUGGAACGCCGGUCUAUGUCAUCCUCCCUCUCAUAGCCACGGCUUGGUCGUCGAAGAUUGUCAGCACUUUCGUCUUCUCCAAACUUGCAGGGAUGGGUGCUCGGGAAGCCUUCACUCUAGGAGUCCUCAUGAACACGAAAGGUGUUCUGGCGUUGAUCGUCAUCAACACCGGCCGCAACAUACAGGGGUUCAACCAACCCAUGUUCGCGGUGCUCAUACUCUCAAUGUUGGUAAUGUCCCUAACGGUGACGCCCUUGGCGAAAGCAGCAAACAAGUCGAGCAGGAGAUCCAACAAAUUCCAGCUCAGAACAGUGGAGAGCAACAAGCUGGAGUCGGAGCUAAGGAUCCUAACGUGCAUCCACUCGACCCGCAACCUGUCCGGGAUGAUCAACCUCCUCGAAUCCUCCAACGCCAGCAAGCAGUACCCGAUCUGCGUCUUCGCCCUCCACUUAGUCCAGCUCACCGAGCGACGCGCCACCGCAAUGCUCAUCGUCCACGACAACAACAACAGCAACAACAACAACAACAACAACAGUACUUCCCAUCGCAUGUUCGACGGCGGCUCGGGAGGGCAGCACCUGACCCGCCGGGAGGAAGAGUCGAAGCACAUCAUCGCGGCGUUCGAGAGCCUCGAGAAUCGAGGCGCGUCGGUGUCGGCUCAUUCGCUCACCGUGGUGUCCCCGUACACCACGAUGCACGAGGACAUCAGCUGCUUGGGGGAGGACAAGCGGGUGAUGCUUGUCCUCGUCCCUUUCCACAUGCAGGCCGACGUUUAUGGCAGAUUGCAGGAGGAGAAUUUGAACUGGAGGACUGUGAAUCGGAACCUCAUGGCGAUCGCCACGUGCUCCGUGGGGAUACUGGUGGACCGCGGCCUUGGCGCCAAGGACAAGGCCGCGGUCCAGCAGCCGCAGUACUCGUCGUUCGCGGUCAUUUUCGUCGGAGGACCGGAUGACCGCGAGGCGCUCGCUUUCGGAUGGAGGAUGGCGAAAUCGCCCAACGUCAACCUCACCGUCCUGCGACUCCUCCCCGUCGUCGACGAUGAUCGCACCGACGACGAUUUGAACGAAAAAUUGGAAGGAGCGACAGAAGAAGAAGAAGAUGAAGAAGGAGGAGGAGCCGACGCCACCACGAGGCAGAACAAGGGAGAGGAGAGGGAGCUGGAUGACGAGUACGUGAACGAGUUUAGGUUCAGGACGAUGCACGACGAAAACAUAAACUACGUGGAGAAGCAGGUGACGACCGGGGAGGAGGUGAUCACGACGAUCGGGCGGCUCGUGCCAUCCUGCGACCUCUACAUCCUAGGGCAGAGCAAAAACACGACAUCGUCCAUCAUGUUGGGACUGUCGGAAUGGAUCGAGUGCGAGGAGCUAGGCGUGCUCGGAGAUACGUUGCUCGCCUCCGAAUUCGCGGAGCAUUCCUCCCUUCUUGUUAUCAAGCAACAUUAUGUUCCCGGGAUGCCUAGGCGCAUUCACCAUCACAACAACAACAACAACAACAACAGCUACGACAAUGGCAACAGUAGGGUACUGCCUGGGUAUGCUAAUAGCAGUAAUGUCUACAAUAGUGCUAGCAAUGUGGCCGCCAGCCAAACAUCCAUGUCGUGGCAAUCGUCGAAACCAAAAACUCCUUACUCUUCUUCCCAAGUUCGUUGAGUACAAUCUGUAUAUACAAAUCCAAUUUGAAAGACAUUCUCAUUUGAGUCAUUUCUGUUCGGCUAGAAAGUCUGCCCG
Linum tenue is the source of this 1932-nucleotide messenger RNA. Lineage: Eukaryota; Viridiplantae; Streptophyta; Magnoliopsida; Malpighiales; Linaceae. The record is from the annotation of a GenBank genome assembly.